AUGACUGCAACGCUCGUUCAACUCGCCUGGGCAAUUGCCUCACUCGCUCUUUUUGCACUUGUGGAGGGUCGGUCGUCUCGAGGGAGUCGAGCUGUCCAACCAAGAGCCGCAGCAUGGUCGUAUGUCGGAUGCUAUGUUGACCAAGUUGGGGCACGCACACUGGCGGUUAAUCCUGGUACCACCGGAGGAGAGGCUGCUUUGACUAACGAGAUAUGUACCUCGACAUGCCAAGGCCUUGGUUAUGUCUUUUCGGGCACCGAAUAUGCGGGCGAGUGUUACUGUGCAAACACCUUCACAAAUGGUGGCGGUCCUGCCCCUGACGGUUCCGCUGGUUGCGAUAUGGCUUGCAAUGGAAACUCAUCGGAAAUUUGUGGUGGGCCUAACAGACUCAGUCUUUGGGAUUACAAUAAUGCCAUUGCUACAGUCAUCACGUCGACAAGUAUUGUUUCGUCAACUGCAGCCUCAUCGACGUUCUCAGCUGUGCCAUCAACGAUAGCGGGAUGGAGUGCCAUUGGAUGCUACAAUGACACUGUUGGUUCUCGUACCCUCGCCACAGAAAUCUACAGUAUUCCAGGGGCCUCCAUGACAGUGGACCUAUGCUUAGCCGCCUGUAAAGCCGCUUCAUUUACGCUCGCCGGUCUUGAAUACGCCGGAGAGUGCUAUUGUGAUAGCAAGAUCGAGAACUAUGGCGCAGUGCAAAGCUCUGGCUGCACUAUGCCCUGUAAUGGCAACGCAGCAGAGAUUUGCGGAGGCCCCAACCGUCUGAGCAUGUAUUCCUUAUCUGGCGCUGGCUCAGGCACAUCUUCAGCGUCUGCCUCUGGAACGAGCACCGCAACCACGUCCACAAGUUCAGCACCUGUCAUCACCAGCCUACCAACGGGUUGGAAGUAUGAAGGAUGUUGGAUCGAUCAAGCUUUUGGGCGUAUUCUUGGCACAACCGCAGCUUCCAACUCAGCCCUCACCGUCGAGAGCUGUGUUGCGGAAUGUAUUGCUCUGGGUUUCAGCAUUGCUGGCAUGGAAUACUACACGCAAUGCUACUGCGGCAAUGCUCUGAUCAAUCAAGCAGCUCUGGCUACUGCUGACACCGAUUGCAACACAGCUUGUGGUGGGAACUCGGCUGAGAUGUGUGGAGGUGGAGAUCGCAUGUCGAUUUACUCAAAUAAAACUACUCUCGUUGUGACACCUGUACCACACACUCAGUUGACUGGUCUACCUGGAUUUUGGAACUAUACUGGAUGUCUGCUUGACAACGCCGUGAUUCGGACAUUCCCCUAUCAGCUAGAAUUCCUGAACAACAAUACGGCCACUAAUUGUCUCUCUCAAUGCCAAACAUUUGGAUAUGGAGCAGGAGGCAUGGAAUAUGGAGAGCAGUGCUUUUGUGGUGACGCUCAAAAUGUCAUUGACGCCAAUGCCACUUUGAUGGCUGAAAUAGAAUGCAAUAUGGUAUGUUCUGGGAAUGAUUCGUACAUCUGUGGUGGACCAAGCAGGAUAUCUUACUAUACCUGGAUCGGAACUCCACUCACGAGCUGGGACUUUCCAACUGGCAUUUCUGCUGGCGAAUACCAGUUCCUGAUUGGCGGUGUCAUAAUUCCCCUUGUCUCUCAACCCGGUGUCAAUGGCAAGAUAACGUUCAUGGAAAAGUUCGGUACUGAGCCCGCGAACAAUUCUACUGGCACAUAUGAACUUGAUCUCAAGCUCUUGAAUAAUUUCACAGCAGCUUGGCGGCCGUUGCAUGUCAAGACGGAUGUGUUCUGCUCAGCGAGUCUGACUCUCCCAGACAAGGUCGGGAGGAUGAUCAACAUCGGCGGAUGGGCCAACGAUGCUACCUAUGGAAUACGAUUAUAUUGGCCAGACGGAGAACCAGGAACCUGGGGCGUCAACGACUGGCAAGAGAAUGUUGUAGAACUCCAUCUUCAAGCAGGAAGAUGGUAUCCCAGCGCCAUGACUAUGGCUAAUGGAUCAAUUCUCGUUGUUGGUGGCGAGGAAGGGUCGAAUGGUGCACCCGUUCCCUCCCUUGAGGUCUUACCAUUGCCUUCUGGCUCUGGGACCGUUUAUUGCGACUACCUGAACCGCACCGAUCCCUACAAUCUCUAUCCUUACCUCGCAGUAUUACCCAGCGGCGGUAUCUUGGUCGCUUAUUACAACGAAGCUCGGAUCCUGAACGAAGUUACUUUGCAGACGCAGAAGGUUCUUCCUAACAUCCCUGGAGCAGUGAACGACUUCCUCGGUGGACGAACUUACCCAUUCGAAGGAACGGCAGUUCUCAUGCCUCAAUACGCACCAUAUUCUGCUCCCCUUACAGUUAUGAUCUGCGGUGGCUCGGUUCCAGGCCCAGAGAUCGCCCUCGACAAUUGCGUUUCCCUUCAGCCUGAAGUGGCUAAUGCAAAUUGGACUAUCGAGCGCAUGCCAUCCAAGCGAGUCAUUUCCAGCAUUUGCGCCCUGCCGGAUGGGACCUACAUGAUCAUGAACGGCGGCCAGCAGGGCCGUGCCGGCUUCGGUCUCGCCACCGAACCUAAUCUCAACGCCGUCCUUUACGACCCAACAAAGCCGCUGAACAAUCGCAUGGGUGUUAUGGCAAACACUACUGUCAUUCGGCUCUACCAUUCCGAGGCUGUGCUGAUGCAAGAUGGAAGGAUCAUAGUCUCCGGCUCCGACCCCGAAGACGUCCGAUUCCCGCAAGAGUACAGAGUCGAGGUCUUCGUCCCUCCCUACCUGCUAACUGGCGCGACACCUCCAAGCUACACUAUCUCAUCCACAGACAUCGCUUACGGUGGUACCACAACGCUCACCGUCUUCCUCCCAUCUGGGAAUUUCGCGAACAUGAAGAUCGCCCUAAUGGCAUCCGUAGCGUCGACUCACGGCAAUUCCAUGGGCCAAAGAACUAUCUUCCCAGCAUAUUCCUGCAAUGGUAAUAAGUGCACAGUAACGGUCCCGCCUAACGCGCAUGUUUGUCCGCCGGGAUGGCAUAUGUUGUUCGUGCUGGAUAAUGGAGUGCCGGGGUAUGCGGAGUGGGUGAGGAUUGGUGGGGAUCCGGCGGAGCUGGGGAACUGGCCUCCGUUUGAUGAUUUUACUGUUCCUGGUAUCUAG
Mollisia scopiformis is the source of this 3087-nucleotide messenger RNA. RefSeq names its product copper radical oxidase-like protein. The transcript is spliced from 9 exons. The record is from RefSeq and is a predicted model, not a curated record. NCBI's taxonomy places the organism in Eukaryota, Fungi, Ascomycota, Leotiomycetes, Helotiales, Mollisiaceae. Bases 1 to 3087 code for a protein of 1028 amino acids.